AGAGGGAGGGAGGUGGUGGUGGUUGGGGGGAGCAUCUUUGGUUUGUUUGCGCUGAGGAAGGAAGUUGCAGGAAAGAGCAAUGAGAGGGCUAUAAUUAUCUCCAAGGGUUUCUUUUUUUCCCCUCCUCGUUUCCUCCGACCUCACGGGGACGGCCGGUUUGAAGACGGGACUCCGCGUGGUUGUGUGAAAACAUGGAGAAAUGGUCUUCCUGAGGACUUUACCGGACAGUAAUUUGAACUCAUCCUACGAACAUGUGCGCCUUUCAUCUCUCACACACUGAGCUCUUUGACUUACUUUAGUCCAAUCAAUAUUUAUGCGCUUGGGACCGCACGGAGCCAUCUGCACGUUUCCCGUUGAAGGUUUAGGACUGGAGCAGUGAUGGAGGACAUCGACCUCGAGCAGCAGGAGCCGUUUCCCGUCGAUCGAGAUGGCAGACCGCUGGGGAAUGGAGCCGAACAGCCUGAUGGUGGCAGGAAGUUGGGAUGUUGUGAGAAGUUUCAGCACUCUGUUUCCAGAUGGAUGCUCCCAGAACACGCCCGCAGCAAGUACCUGGAGCGGGCCAACUGCUGCCCACCACCCAUCUUCAUCAUCCUCAUCAGUAUUGGAGAGCUGGCAGUGUUUAUCUACUACGCUGUGUGGAAGCCUCAGAAGCAGUGGGUGACUCUGGAUGAAGGCAUUUGGAAGAGCCCGCUGACGUACAAGCCUGAGCUCAGGCAGGAAGCAUGGCGCUUUAUCUCCUACAUGUUUGUCCAUGCCGGUGUGGAGCACAUCAUGGGCAACCUGAUUAUGCAGCUGCUAGUGGGAAUUCCACUGGAACUGGUCCACAAAGGAUUUGAAGUGGGUAUGGUUUACCUGGCAGGCGUCCUGGCAGGGUCUUUGUGUAGCUCCAUCUUUGAUCCGCUCAGUGCUUUGGUGGGCGCUUCUGGGGGUGUUUACGCCCUAAUAGGAGGUUACUUUAUGAAUGCGGUGGUGAAUUUCCGAGAGAUGAUUCCUCUCCUUGGAGUGUUUCGUAUCCUCGCCAUAGUGAUAUUUGUUGGGAUGGAUUUUGGAUUUGCCUUCUACAGAAGAUUUAUCAAUGACGAGGCUGGUUUGAAGGUGUCCUUCGUGGCUCAUUUUGGGGGAAUUUUGGCGGGGAUGACCAUCGGCUUUGUCUUCUUCAGCGCUUACAACAAGAAGCUACUCAAAGAUCCACGUUUCUGGCUGUGCAUAGUGGGCUACACAGUCUUUGUGCUCUUUGCUGUGGUCUUCAACAUCUUCCUGUCUCCAGCAUCAUAGGACCACAAAGCUGCACUCGACAGUGUUUUUUUUUUUUUUUUUAAGUUAACACUAAAUAUGUCUUAAUAUCACACCCAGGAAGCUUUUUACUCAUUUUACUCAUGUUUUAGUACAAAGCUGCUCUUCAGGGAAGCUUGUGUGACUGUUGUGCACGGGAUGUUUUUAUUUUAUAUCAAAUUUGUACGACAGUGCCUCCUGCUGUUAAAGCGCAGCAAUGCAGAAGGAAUAUUUCAUACUUUAGAAAAUGUUGAGGAAAUCAUGCCUUAAAAAAGUUAAUGAUUUAGAACUGAAUUAAAUGUUAUAAACAGUGAGUAACUGUUAACUAUAAUUUAUGAGCUUUUGAGUUUGAAGUUUUUGUUUGUUAGAUUUUUUUUUUAAUAACUUUUCAUGAUUAUCAGGUAAUUAAUGAUCACACUGGUCCUACUUCAUGUCUUUUUAUAUUAAUUGGAAAUAAUCCCCAUACAGUUGAAUAGAAAAAUUUAUUGCUGUUCUUUGCUGUCACUAACAUUCAGUUGGAUCAUCAUGGGCUGUUACGGACUUUCAGUAUUCACAAAAUGUGCCUUAAAGGUGGUAAAAUCCCACACUUUGUUAGACACAGAAUUUGAUGAUGACAUGUUGAUUGGUUAUGUGACGGCACUUGCACAAGAUGUCUCAGGAAUAAACGGGGUGAAUGUUCAAAAUAUCAGCGCUGCCCCUUCCUGUUGUAAGCAAAAGAGCUCGUUUACCGUCAGGCCUUGGCUUAAUGCCCCGUUAUUGUUUCACAUCCUGUUGACUGGAUGUAGCUAAUUAGGUGCUGAGAUGUAAAACUGAUUGAUUUUUCUUGUGUACUAUUUUCUUAACCUUGAAAACAUAAAGCUUCGUCUUUAAAUGUGACCAUCCAGUUUUCAGAAACACCAUCGACUGUAAAUAUAGUGUAGUUAACAGUCCGUCUGCAGUUUCAUAAGUCUGUAGAUGAAAACUAUUUAAUAUCACUGUUGUACAUCUGGUGUCAAAAGGGCAUGAGGUGCUGACUGUUUGACAAACCUUAUUUUAGAAAAUGUGCUUAAUUUAUAUGUGAUUACAGUAAGACUAUGACCAAAGACCAAACAGGAACCUCUCACACUGGCUUAUGCAUUUCCACAGCUCAGUGUUUAAAGUGUUUUAUUAAAAGGUGGAUAUCUUUUUGUUGUUGUUUGUUUUCUCUGUUUUUUUUUUGUUAAAUUGAAUCUGAACUGCUGGUUCUGAGAUGACUGAUUUUGUCUGACGAACAUAUUUAGAGUUAAAGUAAAGUAAAGUUAGAGUAAAGACAA
Messenger RNA from Scatophagus argus, 2564 nucleotides. RefSeq names its product rhomboid, veinlet-like 2 (Drosophila) (gene rhbdl2). Gene Ontology annotation, cellular component: membrane. The transcript is spliced from 8 exons. Gene Ontology annotation, molecular function: serine-type endopeptidase activity. The record is from RefSeq and is a predicted model, not a curated record. Bases 379 to 1275 code for a protein of 298 amino acids. Lineage: Eukaryota; Metazoa; Chordata; Actinopteri; Scatophagidae.